UCGAUCCUCCCCGCCAUCCAUUGUGUGCCGGCCUUGUGAAGAGCACAUGUGAGAAAACGACACCGAAAAGUCGUUGAGAAACAGCCAGUCAACUAGCCGUGCAUCUCGGCACCCGUCGACCACUUGAUUAGCUGGGCCCACAUCGCUAGUCCCCGCCGCCAUUCUCCCGCGCCCCCGUUGUUUUGGUCUCGUCUGGCGCUCUUGGGUCCAUCGCUUGGAAAUGCUUAGUCUACAUUUUCUGUGGACAACGUUAUCACGCUCUUUUUCGACAAAAACCUUGAAAUCCAUCUCAGCCUGACCAAUAUCACAGGAGACCAGGGGCUCCCAUCCCGAAACCAAUCAUCUCCACCUUCCCUUCUCGUACUGACCGAUCGAUGAUCCUCGUGGCAAUAUGCCAUCAUAUCUGCUUCUCCACAAACGACAGCAAACGGUUUUCAGCCUCGCCCUGACAAGGAGCCUUGCUUGAAAUCCCAAUCACGACACUUUCUUCCGUUCUUGCUGACCGAUACAUGGCCCUUAUCGGGACAUGCUCUUAUGGAGUUAUCCAAUGAUUCUGCAUAACGAAUACGAACCAGCUCCAUCUGCCCAAUGAGAUCCGUCUGCUUUUCGCAUCCUGCAUUUCAUCUCGUAUUCAUAUACUGCCGUCUCAUGGUUUUCUACCGGUUCUGUUCAAGAAAUGACGUCGAUUCCACAGCCUGAUGAUAGCUUUCUACAUUUAAGCUCGCCGUUUUCAAAGCUUGGUCUCUGGGCAUCAUCUAUUCCCAGACACUUACCAUGCCUGAUCAUCACUCAAACCAAGCUUUACUGAAUUCCAUGACGGGGACGGCUAGGCCCAAAUCAAAAGAGCAGUCCCUGCGAACACUGGCUCAAAUCGUCUUCUCACUUCUGUUCAUCAUCAUUGCCUCCAUCGUAGCCUCAGUGGUCGUGCUUGUCGAGUCCCAUCGUGCUUCUAAAAGAGAUUGGGAGUUACGACCAGCUAUCCUUCUUUCCAUCUUCUCUUCCGCAUAUUCGAUUGCCCUUGGGGGUCUGCUCACUGUCGGCGUGGCUGUCGCAUGGUGGAGAAGUAUCGCAGAAGGUACCCCUCUGAAACAGCUCCACUUCAUCAAAGAAAGCGGAAGCCCAAAGCACUUCUACUAUGCUUUCCUGGCUGGGCGAAAAGCCAGGAGGGUUGCGAUUGUCGCGCUGCUUAUACUUGCUAUACGAGUAGCCACUGGUCCAUUUCUGCAGCGCUCUACCACAGAACUUCCGCACACCAGCAACAAGGGUCUUCCCAUGAAAAUGGACCUCCUGGAUCAGAUACCGGACGGAUUUAGAAACAGCACGUGGGCAUUUCUAGACACCGAGUUUGUGUACGACGGACAGGAAUUCUUUUUCAACUACGACAUCACCACUACACAAGACGAGCCCGAAUACUUGUGUCCUGAGAACGGGACAUGCACUGGACACCUAAUCGGGCCUGGAGUGGCCUGGGACAUUGAAACAACUUCAAAAAAUCUGAACGUCACCGACCCCACAAGCGACAACGAAACAGUCUUCAACAUCGACAUGGAUCUAGGGCCAGACGCUUCAGGCACGCCAGUAUUGUACCUGAGCACCACAUUCGUCUCAAACGUCAGCAACGACUGCAUCGCCGACCUCACAACCCAAACCUACAAAAUAAUCACCUCGUCCAUCCUCUACUCGCUAACCAUCGAAAACCGCACCGUAAAACCAGACUUUUCAAACGCUUCUCGCAACCCCUUCUUCAUGCGCAACUACACCUCGCAAGCCAACAGGAUCCCUCUCGAGGACGAAGACACUCACGUCCCCCGCGGACCUUUGGGAAUCAUCUACUCCGUAUUCAAACCCAUCUACCGCAGCCAAGCCGUGCUAGUUACGUCCAACAACUCCACGGGCAGGUACGACCAACUCAUUGGUUUCUUUACAGACAUGUACUACAAUGAGACCAAAUCCCACCAGCACGACAACAGAUGCGGGAGCACCUGGGACCCCCCAGGUCAAGAUAUAAUCGACCGCAUGCUGCAGUUCUGCUUCCGCGUCGGGUUCGAUUUGAAAGAAGACAAGAACGGGGUUACGCAGACGGGGACGCAGAAUUUCACCGCUAUCUACGAGUACCCUGAUCAAAUCUUCGUCACGCAUUUCGAGUGGUUAGCUGCGGCGGUCACGAUCAUGGUUGUUGCGACCAUCGUUGGCGUGGCGCUGUUGUGGGGGAGUUGGAGGCUCGGGAGGUAUGUUACGCUUUCGCCGCUCGAGUCGGGGAAGGCGCUUGGAGCGCCGUUGCUGGUGGAUAGGGCUGGGGAUGUGAUGGAUGCGGAGGGCAUUGUGAGGGAGUGUGGGGAGGUGCUUGUGAGGCUUGAGAAUGGGAGGUUGGUGUUGAGGAGUGGGGUGGGUGAUGCUGAGACCGCGGGAGCUGGAGAUGGUGGAAGGGAGAAGGGGACGGGGUAUAGUAGGGUUCCUGUUUAG
This is a messenger RNA of Periconia digitata, 2463 nucleotides long. The record is from the annotation of a GenBank genome assembly. NCBI's taxonomy places the organism in Eukaryota, Fungi, Ascomycota, Dothideomycetes, Pleosporales, Periconiaceae.